Scedosporium apiospermum is the source of this 1971-nucleotide messenger RNA. Its product is annotated as Artemis protein. Lineage: Eukaryota; Fungi; Ascomycota; Sordariomycetes; Microascales; Microascaceae. The transcript is spliced from 7 exons. The coding region runs from base 1 to 1971 and encodes 656 amino acids. Gene Ontology annotation, molecular function: damaged DNA binding; 5'-3' DNA exonuclease activity. The record is from RefSeq and is a predicted model, not a curated record. Gene Ontology annotation, biological process: interstrand cross-link repair; protection from non-homologous end joining at telomere; double-strand break repair via nonhomologous end joining.
AUGUCUACCUUCAACGGCAUUAUCUCCGAGUUCCCAGAUAUUCGAGUGGACUUCUUCCGCUACAACCCAAAUCAUCCUCGACCACUGGCAUGUUUCCUAAGCCAUGUUCAUAGUGACCAUCUCGCUGGCCUCGAGACUCUCAAGGCCCCCUUUGUGUACUGCUCCGCGGGCACAAGGGAGAUCCUGCUGCGUCUGGAGCGGUAUCCGUGCAGGAUUAAUCAUGCUAGGGGAGUUCUCGAGGCGAGAGUCCAAACCUACAAACAUCUCAGAAAUCUCUUGAAACCGAUUCCUCUGGAGACGCCAACAGAACUUGAGUUGAAGCCGGGAGUCACCGUUCGUGUUACGCUCUUCGACGCCAACCACUGCCCCGGAUCCGUAAUGUUCCGUGACCUUCGCAGUGAGCCAUGGUUUGUGAGCUCCAUCGCAAGGAAUCCAAAUCUUGUCGAGUAUACAAGUGGCAUACGGACCCUCGACAAGAUCUACCUCGAUACCUCUUUCACCGGCGGCCUGUCGUUUCAGACGAAAGCCGAAGGUAUCGCUCAGCUACUACAAACGGUAUCAAAGUAUCCCAAAGACACCAUAUUUCACUUACAAGCCUGGACUUUCGGGUAUGAAGAUGUAUGGAUCGCCCUUUCCAAGGCCCUGAAGUCUAGGAUCCAUGUCGACGACUACAAAAUGAGAAUUUACUCCUCCCUAACAGCCCGCCUCCCCGAAAACGCCCGUCCUGGCCCGCAUCUCCACAUGGCUUCCGAGGCUGCCGCGUUGACGGGCUUUACUUGUGGUAAUACGCCACAUCCCGGAUGUCUAACUCGAGACGAGAACGUACGUCUGCACAGUUGUGAGAAGGGAAACUACUGCGAGGUCGUUAAGAAGUCCCCUGUUGUUUGGAUCUCACCCAUAGUAGCUCGCUUGCCCGAUGGUGCCGACUUGGUUGAGAUGGGUGUGGGUGGUGGAGGAGACGACCUCGAGAGGGAGGCGGAGCUUGAACAUUUGACUCUCGAAGAGAUGAAUGUCUUGAUGAAGAUAAUCACUGAGGAUGAUGCUGUAUCGCUCGAGGUACAAGACCGCAUCCGCGAAACUCUUUUGAAUAAGACGGCCGACGGUCGCAACAUUUCGCUAGACCUCGACAUGUCCUCAUUCGGAGACAAAAAUGAGAUGAACUUGAAGAGAGCAGUGGAGUCAAUGUUAAGGACGUCGCUGCUAGGAAAGACCGAGCGUCGAACACUUCUGGGCACAGCCUCCGAAGGUCUGCCGAAAAGGAUCAGCUUUCCUUAUUCGAGGCAUUCCUCUUAUCCUGAGCUGUGCCAUUUUCUCCAAGCGUUCAGACCACGGGACGUCUGGCCUUGCACUGUCAACCCUAGGGAGUGGUUGAAAGAAGGGAUUAGCAUCAAGUCGCUCUUCGGCGAGCACUGCUCUGGUGAUGUCUUUGCUCAUGACCUUAAGAUGGAAGCUCUAGCGUCUCAGAUGGGCAUCCAUGGGCAAUCGGUCUCUCAAAGAUCCGAGACCCACGAAAGUCAGCUGUCAAUUAGCUCGCGAGGAGGGAAACCUCCUGUCAGUCCUGUGGAGCAAGGGAAAGCUCCGAAAUUAGUAACGUCCAUCUCGAAGGCCGACGGUGAGUCUGUGAGCAAACCGAUAGAGAUUUCCGAUGACUCCGGCAAUAGAGAUGUCCCCCAGAUUCAAUCUGAGGUAUCCUUCCAAGAAGAAGGGGAAGCAUCUAGGAAACGGAAUUUCGAAUCGUAUGCUCGACCAACUUCAGCUCAGACAAGCCAGGAUAGCACUGCAUCGACCUCCUUCUCAGACACUUCAGUGCCAGGAGGGUCUCCUGCGCCUUCGAGACUACGGAUAGAUGCUUACAAUGCGAUGAUGAGGAACUUGGCCGGGGAUGGAAGCGGAGGAUGGGAAGCCAUUGGGCUGAUCUCUACUGGACAUAAUCAUACUCAUGCAGAGGUCGAACUCGGCGAUGGUCAUUAA